GAGCCUGCUCAACAUCACCAUUCGGGAGAUCAGCUGGCUUCAGGGCGCGGAGGCCGAGAAGAUCCCCGUGCACUUUGGCCUGCACCACGGGGGCGGCGAGGUGCCCCUGUGCGGCGAGCCGCUGAAGACGCUGACCAACGAGUACCGACACUGGCCGCCCCAGUCGGAGCUUGCGCAGGCCAGCCUGCGGGCGCUCGUGCCGUGGCUCAUGGCGACGCAGUGCAGGCCGCCCGUCACCCUGGGGCAGCUGGCCCGGAUGUCCGAGGGCUUCGUGGAUGAGGAGAUGGAAUUUACCCACCUGAGGUCCGCCAGGUCUCUGGGCAAGCCUCGGAAGGGCGCAGGAGCCGGCGGUCCUCGAGAAGGCGCGGCGCCUGGUCGCCGCUGGCCAGCUGGUGCGGGCGGGCGAGAUCAACCUCCGCCGGCUCCCGGGCCUGGCGCACUUGGCGCCGCGGUGGGCGGCGAUGCUCGGGAUCGAGGCGGAGGUCGAGCACGUGCACAGCUUCCUCUGGCUCGGCGUGACAGAGGGCAGUGGCACGUGGACCCCUACGACAACAUGCUGAUCCAGCUGCGAGGGCGGGUCGACGUGCUCGUGUUCCCGCCGAACUGCUCUUUCCUGCUGUGCCCCAAGAUCCACGAGGACGCCGGACUGAUCAAGUGGGCCACCAAUAGCAUGCCAUUCGGGACGCCAAGAGCGCCUUUUUUCCACCUGGAGCUCGGGCCCGGCCAGGGCGUCGUCAUCCCCAGCGGGGCAAAGCACAGAGUCGUCAAUCGCGACGUGCACCGUGUCGGGAUCAACGCGUUCUUCGAGCCGAAGUUUGGCCGCAUGGGCUGGAACCGCGCCGCGAACAUGUUCGCGCGGGGCGACCGGGACGUGCUGGCCGCACGCAGCGUCUGGGUGAGGACGGUGAGGCGGCUGUGGGACACGCGGAGGAUCAGCAUGUUCUACCACACCGCCAGGAUGGAGAUCAUCUGA
Prorocentrum cordatum is the source of this 973-nucleotide messenger RNA. The record is from the annotation of a GenBank genome assembly. Lineage: Eukaryota; Dinophyceae; Prorocentrales; Prorocentraceae.